AGAAAAGACCAAACACACACACAUACACACACACACACACACAGGGCGGCGGGGUGAACUGUGUACACAUAGAUCUAUUUCGUGCUACCGCCAUGCUUCCCUUCAUGGGAACGCGCUGUAUAUUUUCGCACGCCAAAUGUCACCUCGCGAACACUCCGCUCAACGUGCUGACGCCGCAGGGCGCGAGGGAUCUGUUCAAGCAGCUCAGGUGCUUGUCUCACGUGACUGGGGCUCGUCCGUCGACCACACACCCGCUGCAUCCCGUGUGUCAACCUGAAAAAAAAUGGUUAGAGAGCAGAGUUGAUGGUGUUAGGUGGAGGAAGAACAUCCACCUGACACGACUGAGGCUGGAGAAACCCACCCCUGUGCAGAUAAGUGAGCUGUCUGAAGGCGCCUAUGACAAGCUGGCAGAGGAGACACUGGACGCCCUGAGCGACUACUUUGAGGACCUGGCAGACUCGGCCUUCACUAACGCCGACUACGACGUUGUCUUAUCUAGUGGCGUGCUGACAGUGAAGCUGGGCGGAGACUACGGCACCUAUGUCAUCAACAAACAGACGCCAAACCGACAGAUCUGGCUUUCAUCUCCCUCCAGUGGGCCGAAGCGCUACGACUUGACGGGGGGGCGCUGGGUGUACGCCCACGACGGCGUGAGCCUCCACCAGCUGCUCUCCAAAGAGUUCUCCGUCAUCUUCAACACAGACAUGGACCUCUCCGGCCUGCCCCACUCCUGAGGCCCCCUAACCCUAACCCUCCAAGCACGCAGUUGAUUUCAUGUGGUGGGUUUGUCUAUAGUAAGGGAAUGUACCGAUGUACCUACUGUUUAUAUCAUUAAAUCGUUUUCAUUAAGUGUCACAAUGUGUGUGUGUGUGUCCCUCAGGUUAUCAGAACAACAAACUAUUAUUAUGGAGGAAAAACGUUAAUGUUCAUAAAUGAUAAAUAAUCUGAGACCAGUGCACUUGGGGGACAGAGCCGUCUCAUUCCUCACUUUGACCAAUGAAACACGUGUUAUUGUAACCAUGACAACAAUGCUGGACUAACCUCCACAUGGGUUUGUUUAAGCGUAGCAUGAUUCCUCUCUGAUGUGUUAUAAUGGUGCGCCAAGUAAUGAACCCUUUUGUAUGAUUGCAAGGUCUAAUAAAGUCCUGCUAAUGCUA
Molecule: messenger RNA, 1157 nt
Organism: Pungitius pungitius (ninespine stickleback)
Lineage: Eukaryota; Metazoa; Chordata; Actinopteri; Perciformes; Gasterosteidae
Gene: fxn
Product: frataxin
Exons: 6
Coding region: 93-734 (213 amino acids)
Biological process (GO): intracellular iron ion homeostasis; iron incorporation into metallo-sulfur cluster
Cellular component (GO): mitochondrion
Molecular function (GO): ferric iron binding; ferroxidase activity; iron chaperone activity
Source: RefSeq, a predicted model, not a curated record